AUGCCCAGCUUCUUCCGCCGCUCUGUCGACGAGUUCCGUCGACAGGCCAGGAUAGCUGUCAAGCUAGAGACCCUUCAAGUCCCUCAGCGGGCAUACCCUCUGAUACAGUUCGACGAGGCCGAUAGUGACAAGAGAUGCAAGGUCAUGACCGACAAGAGCAUCCUGGGCGGUUACAGCACGGCAUCAUUAACCUACGUUCCGGGCGCUGCACACACUGAGAAGCCGAGCCACGUCCUUUUCAAAGGCAACAUCAACCCAGAACUACCACCUAACCGACCUGAUGUGCACCGAAGCGGUUUCGCGGCGUGGAGAACGAGGGAUCGCGGAUGGUCUCUCUUCGGCAAACUUCUCUGGGACAUCGAUCCGUACUCAUACCUCGCCUUGCGCAUUAAGUCUGAUGGACGGAAGUACUUUGUCAACAUUCAAACCGAAUCCAUCGUACCGACGGACCUUCAUCAGCAUCUCCUGCCGAGCUUCACACCCGGUAAGUGGGAGACGGUAUGGAUACCUUUCACCGCAUUCGUCCGAACGAACCACGGCAUAGUCGUCGAACCCCAAAAGGAGAUGCUAAGGCAAGUAGUUCGGAGCGUCGGCAUCGGACUGACUGACCGCAUGCCUGGACCUUUCGAACUAUGCAUUGCUGACAUUUACGCCACGAACCGAGAACCGGAGACAGAGGGUAAGAGCGAGGAAUCUGGCUUUGCGCUUGGGCCUUAUCCAGCGCCCGGACUGGAGCAUGUGAGAGCCAAGCAGCGGGAGAAGAAGGAUGAUCCGGAGAAGAUAUUGAUAUGA
This is a messenger RNA of Baudoinia panamericana UAMH 10762, 792 nucleotides long. RefSeq lists its product as uncharacterized. The transcript is spliced from 2 exons. Bases 1 to 792 code for a protein of 263 amino acids. Gene Ontology annotation, biological process: mitochondrial respiratory chain complex I assembly; mitochondrial electron transport, NADH to ubiquinone. Lineage: Eukaryota; Fungi; Ascomycota; Dothideomycetes; Mycosphaerellales; Teratosphaeriaceae. Gene Ontology annotation, cellular component: mitochondrion. The record is from RefSeq and is a predicted model, not a curated record.